CAUUUUGCCAUCCUUAUCUUCUCUUCCUCAAAGGCGGUUGCCGUCCUUCUCAUCCAAUACCGUUCGUUUGCGUUUUUCUUAAACAUCUCCAAAAUCAGUAUUACCUGCCGGUUCCACCGACGGUUUUGAAAAAGAUGGGGAAGACGAAGAAGGAAUUAUUUGCAUCGGCGCCCUGGCGUCCCGGAUGAGACGAUCCUCUAUUUCUCGGUCGGGCACAAGCCGAUGUUGGCUGAUUCGAUUGCAUGUUUGCCAUUUGUUUCACUGUUCUUCGUCUAGGUAUCUUCUGUACCUUUAUCCGCUUCCUUUUCUCUUUUCUCAAUUCUUUCCCACACCGUCUCUCUCCCUUGGUGACUGACUAUUACGAUUUCCUUCUUGAAUUCCCUUCACUUUCUCAAACCCACACCACUUCACUUCACCUACUUUCCUCACCUGGGUUGCAAUCCAUGAAUGGGAAGAUUGAUCGACGGUGGUAUGUUCUUUUCUACUAUGAAAUCGAUAAACAACCAUCAUACGCUCAAAAAGAUAAAAGAAACCCACUUCAUUUCUAUGUUUUGAUUUCUGCUCCAUCGCUCCCUUUUUCUUCUUAUCCUGUUUCCAUUGGCUUUACAUCGCUGGAAGGUGGUGGUUUCAAGAAUGUACUUGUGAUUGGAGCAGAUUCACUCUCACGUUAUGUUGAUUGGACAGAUAGAGGGACAUGCAUUCUCUUUGGUGAUGGAGCUGGUGCUGUUCUUGUCCAGGCAUGUGACAGCGAAGAGGACGGUUUAUUUGGUUUUGACUUUCACAGUGAUGGAGAUGGCAACAGGCACCUGAAUGCUGGAAUCAAAGAAAGUACAACAAACGAUGCAUUGGGUACAAACGGAUCAGCUCUAGGGUUCCCUCCUAAUCAUUCAUCUUUUUCAUGUAUAAAAAUGAAUGGAACAGAAGUGUUUCGGUUUGCUGUUAGUGUUGUCCCACAGACAAUUGAGGCCUCACUAGCAAAAUCUGGUCUUAAUCAGUCAGAUAUUGACUGGCUGCUGCUCCAUCAGGCGAACCAGAGGAUCAUUGAUGGGGUGGCAACAAGAUUGGAGGUGCCAAAAGAUAGAGUGAUAUCGAAUGUUGCAAAGUAUGGGAAUACAAGUGCAGCUUCAAUCCCUUUGGCGUUAGAUGAAGCAGUUAGAAGUGGGAAAGUCAAACAAGGUCAAACUAUUGCCACUGCUGGAUUUGGUGCUGGCCUUACAUGGGGUUCUGCUAUACUCAGAUGGGGAGCUAUCAUAGCAACUACAAGGUGCAACAGAGAAUUCCCUAAAGAUAACUACGCCACUGAAGAAAUUUGUUUCAAAAUUAAGGAUUACAAGUGUCGAUGA
Lactuca virosa is the source of this 1343-nucleotide messenger RNA. Lineage: Eukaryota; Viridiplantae; Streptophyta; Magnoliopsida; Asterales; Asteraceae. The record is from the annotation of a GenBank genome assembly.